AUGUUCCGCAACGAGGGCAUCGUCGACAUGACCAGCACUGUCCUGCACGGCACGUCGGCGCCCGUCCCCUCUUUUCAGCGCGUCAUCCCAUACGGCGCGGGUGCGGUGGAGGCGGCAGACGAGCGCUUGCUCGAGGAGGUCAAGGCUCGCCGUCUCGCUCGCUCACAAGCCAAGGCCCGGCAUCAAGCAGUCCGCCCAGCAGCCAAGGGUCAACAAGUCGCCCGCACUGGUGUCGCAGCCCAGCACCAGCCCAUGCUGCCGAUCGACCGAAAACUCGCCAAAGCACAAGCCCGCCGCGAGCAUCUCGAAGAGGAACUGAAGAAGGCCGUGGAGGAGGAGAAGACACUGGAGCGGAAGAAGGCGAGGAUGAUGGAGUCGGAGAAGACGAAGAAGUAG
Messenger RNA from Pyrenophora tritici-repentis Pt-1C-BFP, 396 nucleotides. Its product is annotated as TT-ORF1 multi-domain protein. NCBI's taxonomy places the organism in Eukaryota, Fungi, Ascomycota, Dothideomycetes, Pleosporales, Pleosporaceae. The record is from RefSeq and is a predicted model, not a curated record.